Mus musculus (house mouse) is the source of this 4798-nucleotide messenger RNA. RefSeq names its product Myb/SANT-like DNA-binding domain containing 1 (gene Msantd1). The record is from RefSeq and is a predicted model, not a curated record. The transcript has 3 exons. Bases 852 to 1373 code for a protein of 173 amino acids. NCBI's taxonomy places the organism in Eukaryota, Metazoa, Chordata, Mammalia, Rodentia, Muridae.
GAGUCUCAUCUUCCUCCAUGUUGUGGUCCUGAAAGAGAUGCCUGCUUCACUUCAAGCUCAGGGUGGACAUUUGGGACAUAGCUGGGGUGGGAAGAGCUGGCCACAAAGGCAGAGUGUCAAAGGUUAAGAGUCUGGACUCCUUAUUGACGUGUGAUAGCAACGUCUAACGUGCAAGCUAAACUACCUAGCUGCCCAGGCCUCUAUCCCAGGCUAGGUUGUAAGGCCCCAGGAAUUGCUGUGACAAUCCAAUUCUAAGGUAGGUCAUAAUCCCUCUCACUACCCACCACAGAGAUAAGCUGUGCCUCACUAACCACCCAGAGCAGUUCAAACGCCUUAGUGCUCCAAAGCUUCCUAGACCCAUGUCCUACUACCUUAGUCAAGGCUGUACUUAGCCACUGUCACAUGUACACACAUUUCAUACACUUCCAGGCCUUUGUCAAGUCUUCAACCCCUAAAUUUCUCCCACCAGUACAGGCUCAGUUCUCUCAAAAGUUACCUGGCAUCCCACUAAAACUGGUCAUUUUCUACUCUGGCUUCUAUCAAUAUAGGCUGAGCUUGGCUGCUAUCACCCUAGUCAGGCCUGGUUUCUUGCAUCCUGAACAGGUUCCAUAAAUACAAGUUUCAGAUUUGCCCCACACUCAUUAUGUAGAGGGGAAACCAAACCCAGGGAGCCUAAGUAGGUUUCGCCAGCUCACAACAGAACCAGUCUUGACCCCAUUCAGAGUGCCUGGCCUCUCUUAAGAGAUACUUUCUAAAGCUGACCUGCCCCCUUUCCCUUCAGGUUCUACUGGGGACCUAGUCCUCAGCCUCCUGCCUUCUCAUCCUGUGACAACUGAGGGUCCUAGCAGGCCAUGCAGCUGUGUCAAGGUGCCUCCAACAUGGCAGCAGCCGAAGUGCCUGGCUACCUUGUGUCUCCUCAGACGGAGAAGCAUCGGAGGGCCCGCAACUGGACAGAUGCAGAGAUGCGCGGCCUCAUGCUGGUCUGGGAGGAGUUCUUUGAUGAGCUCAAGCAGACCAAGCGCAAUGCCAAGGUGUACGAGAAGAUGGCCAGCAAGCUCUUUGAGAUGACUGGGGAGCGACGGCUAGGCGAGGAGAUCAAGAUCAAAAUCACCAACAUGACCUUCCAGUACAGGUCAGAGGAACGCCCCGUGAAGAAACGCAAGAUGCGGAGCUGUCACCUACAGAAAAAGAAGCUGCGACUGCUGGAGGCCAUGCUGGAGGAACAGCGCCGGCUGAGCCGUGCCAUGGAGGAGACAUGCCGAGAGGUGCGCCGUGUGCUGGACCAGCAGAACAUCCUGCAGGUCCAGAGCCUGCAGCUUCAGGAGCGAAUGAUGAGCCUACUGGAGAAGAUCAUUGCCAAGUCCAACGUCUAGUCCAUGGAGAGAAUGCCAGGUGCCACGCCGUCCUAUCCCGAGGCCCACCCAGGCUCAGAGUUCUGCUCACUCAGGCCGAGUUCCAGCCUGGCCUCUGUGCUUCUCUGAAGGGCUUUCUAGGACUCCAGUGGCAUUGGGAGACCUUGGGAUCCCCAUCUCCAGCAUUAAUCUAGGGACUCCAAGACGACAGGUAGUGAGAAGGUCCCAGAAGCCACUCUCCAGUAUAGUCUCUAUCUGAUACUUGAAACAGCUUUUGAUAUUAAACAUAACUUUCCAUUAUUGCCUGGAAGCCAGCUUUCCUCUCUCUGGUGUGAAGGGGAAGGGGAAUUGCUGGCUUGGAUGAUUCUCUUCAGUAGACAAAAGCAAAUGCUAUAGGUCAGAGGCAAGUUGUGUGUGUAUGUGUGUGCAGGGGGAUGUCUUUCCUCCACAGGAUCUGUAGCAGCUUCCUGAACUACCCAGUUAUCAUAGUGCUAACUCUACCCAGUCACCCCUCAGUAAGUUUGGAGCGUCACAUUAGCACAGGAUCCAGCCGACUCAUGGCUGCUUGUUCUCUGCUGGCCUGCUGAUAACAGUGGUGUGCUAAGUGAGGCAUAGGUCUUCCUGGCUUUAUGAAGCUUUAGUUCAGUCAUCAGAAAAAUGGUAGCCAGUGAGAGUAAGUGUUCAAGGGAAAGGCUGGGCCUGUGACAGAAGGAACCAGAUUGAGGUGGAGAUAGGAAGAGCAGCAUCCCGUGUGGGAGCAGCCAUUGCGAACAAUAGCCAGAACACCUGAUGCCAGCAGCCAGAUCACCCAGAGCCAUGCACUUCUGGAAGGAGUUUGUGUUUUCUCUCAGCUUGUUGGGAAUAGGCAGAAGACUGAGCACACUGAUCCAGCCUGCCACUGCCAUUCUGCCAUAUGAAAGUCUCUCCCCAGAACCCCUCACUGAAUAUCCAUAGUUCAUUGGCUAGGCCUUGGCUCUUUGACUGAGGCCACAGAAGAGACGGGAACCAGGCCAGUGUUAGCCCCAGAAGACCAGAUUCAGUAGAGCUGGGUUAGAUGUUUACAUGUGGCCGUCUGCCCUGAGACUUAGAAUAGACUUCCAAGGUCAAGGGUGAUAGUGAACCUUUAUCAAGCAGCUGCCAACCAUCCUGAUGGGAGGGUGCCAACUCUGUUGACUCUCCAAUAACGGUCAGCCAGACAUAAGAGAAAGGCGAUGAGUCUGUGCCAUCCAGAUGGUGUGGAGCCCUGCCCCAGGCUGCCUAUAGGGAGGCCUGUAUGGUUUGUGCAGCUGAAACAGAGAAGCAGGCAUGGCCUUCCUUGCUCGGGUCCUCUGAGCUCUCGGGUCCUCUGCCCUCACAUAGGGCUCCUGAGUCCGGGUCCUGUGGACUCUGCAUUUUGCUGGCAACCCCAGGCAGUGGGAAACAUUCCUUUAGUGGUACCGAUGGAGUACCUGUCGAUAUCUGUGGUGUAUAUCAUGCAAAGUGCCAGCUGUCCAUGUGAUGUUCCUGUGUCCUUAACCUGGCAGAGAUCAAAUAGUUGGCUUUGGGACACCAGUACAAGUGACCACAGCCCUCUCUGAAAAAUGGUUGGAUGGCUCCAGGAGGAUGGGAAUCGGGCUGGUAGUACUUGAGAGCCAAGGCAAGGAGCCUGCCCUCCUGCUGCCUGCUGGAGUUCAUCUGCAGCCUUAGGUGCUUGGGGUCCCCACCAUGGACAGUGAUCUGCUGACACACACCUGCCUGUUCUCAUUUGCGGGCCACCAAGGCUGGGCUGCCAUGAGGUUCCUGAGCCUCAAGAGGGGAUUUCCAGCCUUCCAGAAGGAACAGUAGUGGUGUCUGAGAGGCCACCGAAGGUAAGCCCCGGCCACCUGUGUCUUGAAGCUCCACAGGAGGGGACAGAAUGAGGUUCAGGAUAGAGCCAAUGUCUUCUUGUUUAGACCCCUGUGUUCCAGAAUCAAGGCAGAGGCACACUGCAUUUUAGUCCUCAGGUGUCAGCAUCUUUGUGCUGUGUGUUUGGAAGCAGCCAAUGUCUGAGCGGUCUGGGCCUGCUCAUUUGCCCCCUCAGCGCUCCGUGGGACUCAGCUGUUAACCACCUGGUGUGUCCCUGAGGACUUCCUAGUUUCUUCUUUAGCUACUGGGUCAUUCGAGGAGUAAAAUAACUCUGUUAGUAAACACUGAAAUAUCUAACCAGGUUCAACCAAGCAUGAACACAGAAAACAAAACGCAUCAAGCUCUUUCAUCAUUCCUACCUGAUCCUCUGACAUCUAGAACCAGAUACCAGUCAGCAAACAAAGGAAGAUAGGAGACAGAAUGAAGACAUGACAGUUACCUUUAUUUUCAGACUGCACUUUUGAUGAGCCAGAAGACCAAACACACAAAACCUCAAGCGCUUCAACCUAAAAGUAUUAAAAUUGAGAAUGAGAAAUGAGUCUGUUCAACUGAGACCAGAGUAGUAGACUGCCCAGAGUGGAUUCACCCAGAAAGACAGGAGCCAUUGAGAAGAUAUGCAGUGUCAUUGAAAGAUGCAAGACAGUACGCAGGCGUGGGUUGCUGAGUGCACCAGAAAGCCUGCAGAGAAAGCCUGCUCAUUGUAUUCAUGUGAUCCCAGUAUGUUUCUGAAGGAACUGUAGAGUUUGUUGUGAAACGACAAAAAUUACAUUUAAAUUUAUAUGAAGCAAAGAAUGAGGCUGAAGGUGGGAAGACUUGCUCAGUUGUUUGCGGAGCUGGGACACACAGCAGGAGCCUGUGGUGGUGCUGAUGAGAAAUGUCACCCACAGUCUCACACAAUCGAAUGCUCAGUCUCCAGGUGGUGGUGCUGUUUUCAAGGCUUAGGGGUGUGAACUUGCUGGAGAAGGUCUGUCACUGAAGGCAGAUUUUGAGAAUAUAAGACUUGUGUGAUUCCUAGUGAGCUCUGUCUGCUUCCUGCUUGUGGUUUGAGAUGAGAGUUCCCAGGUGUCCCUGCCACCAUGCCUGCCUGCUGCCACACUUCUGUGCUGUGGUGGUGAUAGUCUUUUAUCCCUCUGGAGCCAUAAGCCAAAAUAAACCGUUCCUUCUAUAAGUUGGCUCGAUCAUGGAGACUUAUAAUGGCAACAGGGGAGUCCGAGGGACUCAGAAACUGGGAAGAGCCUCAGGACAAGAACUCACUCACUAGCUAAGGGACCGUAACAGCCUCAAGGCUCCAUCUGAGGAGAUGUUCCUUUCUAAGCAGGAGCUCCACAACUCACACAGCGCCACAGCGGAGCAGCUCAGCAUAUCACUGGAGCAUGGUAGAGUUUUGACCAUCAUCUCAGGGAUCCUGGUGACGCAGAAGAGUGAUCAAGGAUCCCAGAGAACUUUGAAGAGUUCCAGGCAGCAGCGCCAAUACCUAUAGAACACCUUACUAAAAAAUUAAAUUUUAGACAUAAAAAUGUUAUUUAUUUCAAAACAAUAAACCUAUUACAUGUUGCUAUCAA